Megachile rotundata (alfalfa leafcutting bee) is the source of this 816-nucleotide messenger RNA. RefSeq names its product mitochondrial 2-oxoglutarate/malate carrier protein. The record is from RefSeq and is a predicted model, not a curated record. Lineage: Eukaryota; Metazoa; Arthropoda; Insecta; Hymenoptera; Megachilidae.
AUGGGCCAGACCGUAACUCACCCCUUCGACGUAUUCAAAGUACGGAUGCAAAUAUCAAAAACCUCUUUGACCCAAACGAUACGCGACUGUUUAAGAGAAAUUGGAGUGCGGAGUUUUUACAUUGGUUGGACUGCGAGUAUGCUUCGUCAAUUAACAUAUAGUACUGCUAGACUCGGAAUGUAUAAUACAUUGUAUGAUAUAAGUCAGGUAUAUUUUGGACGUUUAAAUUAUCCUACAAUGGUAGGUAUCGGGAUGUUUUCCGGUAUUGUAGGUUCAUUUGUCGGAACACCAACCGAUUUGGUUCUAGUUCGUAUGAUAGCCGAUGUACAUUUACCACCAGAGAAACGAAGGAAUUACAGAAACGCAGUUGUCGGGUUAAUAGAUAUUGGGAAAACAGAAGGUAUACGUGGAUUAUGGAGAGGAGCUGUACCAACAAUGGCCAGAGCAGCAAUCGUAAAUGGGGCACAGCUGGGUACAUACAGCAAAGCAAAAUUAAUGUUAAAGGAUACAGGCCAUUUUGAAGAAGGUGUGUUGUUACAAUUCCUUGCGGCCAUGAUAUCUGGGUUUGUGAUGUGUUCGACUUCACUUCCGAUGGACGUAGCUAAAACUAGAAUACAAAAUUGGACACAGCCAACGAAACCGCCGGGAAUUGUGGGAAUGUUGGUUACCAUAGCACGAACUGAAGGCAUAACUGCGUUAUGGCGAGGAUUUUUACCUUACUAUUGUAGAGCAGCACCAAACGCGACAGUAACAAUGAUUUGUUUCGAUCAAUUACAUCGUCUUUACCUUGAAUUAUUUGUACCUCCUAGUGAAUAA